AUGGCAGUCUAUCACAGUGCAGAUGGGAGAAAAUUCUUCGUCCCCCUCGAGAACAACCCUCAGGUCUUCACAAACCUAGCCCACGACCUAGGCAUGGACCCCAAGCUGGCGUUUCAUGAUGUCUAUUCCCUCGACGAACCAGAGCUCCUGGCCGUGGUGCCGCGCCCAGCACACGCUCUCAUCUUCAUCACGCCCUCUAACGCCUACCACGCCGUCGAGGCUGAAGACGUAGCCGCUGGCAAAAGAACACCAGCUCCUCCGAACCGGAAAGCUUACUCGAUGGAAGGCUUCGAUGGCCUCUAUCCCACUGACGGCAACCAGCCGGUCCUCUGGUUCCCCCAGACAAUCGGCAACGCCUGCGGCAUGGUAGCCCUGGUCCACGCCCUACUCAACGGUUCCUUGCGUGAGCGUCUGGUGCCGUCAUCGCCACUAGCUGGACUCCUCGAUGAAGCUCUAAAGCUGCCCUUACCCACUCAGCACGCGGACCUACUAUACAACUCAGCUGUUAUAGAAGAGGCACACAGCAAGGCGGCUGCUAGAGGCGAUACGGCUGCACCUGAUGCACAAGAUCCUAUUGGGUAUCACUUCAUGGCUUUUGUGAAGGGUGCGGAUGGAAAUCUCUGGGGGCUGGAUGGAAGCUUUGGUGGGAUGAUGUGCUAUGGACCUGUGGGCGAGGGAGAGGAUAUGCUGAGCAGCAAGGUCUUGGAUAUUGGGGUGCGGCGGUUUAUUAACGCAGGGGAAGGGAGUGCUGAGUUUAGUAUCAUUGCGCUCUCAGAAGACGAGGAGUAA
This is a messenger RNA of Fusarium subglutinans, 789 nucleotides long. RefSeq names its product ubiquitin carboxyl-terminal hydrolase family 1. Gene Ontology annotation, molecular function: cysteine-type deubiquitinase activity. Gene Ontology annotation, biological process: ubiquitin-dependent protein catabolic process; protein deubiquitination. Bases 1 to 789 code for a protein of 262 amino acids. Gene Ontology annotation, cellular component: cytoplasm. NCBI's taxonomy places the organism in Eukaryota, Fungi, Ascomycota, Sordariomycetes, Hypocreales, Nectriaceae. The transcript has a single exon. The record is from RefSeq and is a predicted model, not a curated record.